This is a messenger RNA of Stegostoma tigrinum, 4680 nucleotides long. It is a transcript of the gene tgif1, whose product is annotated as TGFB-induced factor homeobox 1. NCBI's taxonomy places the organism in Eukaryota, Metazoa, Chordata, Chondrichthyes, Orectolobiformes, Stegostomatidae. Gene Ontology annotation, biological process: regulation of transcription by RNA polymerase II. The transcript is spliced from 3 exons. The record is from RefSeq and is a predicted model, not a curated record. Bases 793 to 1575 code for a protein of 260 amino acids. Gene Ontology annotation, molecular function: DNA-binding transcription factor activity, RNA polymerase II-specific; RNA polymerase II cis-regulatory region sequence-specific DNA binding.
GUUUAACCGACCCGCUUUAGAAAAACUGAUCGCUUUCCAGCUCCAUGGGGGGAGGUCUGCCAACCGUCAUCAAAGCGGCUCGCCACAUUCACCGGAUAUUAACCAGCAAAGCACAAAGAAACAACAAGCACUUCAAUUGCGAACUGUUUCAUCUGAUUUACUUCUAACGAGCUCCAGAAACGACCAAAGCAGAGUCUUCUUUAUUAUGUACUAUCUUUCUUUUUAAAAAAAUACUUUCAUCGUGAGCAAAAGUCUGGAUUGGAUUCCCUAACUGUAUGCAAAUACUAAACUUUUUUUUUGAAUGGGUUUGUGGUGAUGUCAGAAGGAAUUUUUUUUUUCACUCCGUCUAUUUCCACCUCCUUCCGUGGGUUUAGGGGCGGAUCCAGCUCUGAGGCAGCAGCUGUCAAAGAGAGCUGUCAGCUCUGGAGGAGUCAGUGAGGGAGGGAGGCGAUCUCAUCCGACCCGAGCCGACUAGUUCCGAGCGCCAGGUAGCAGUAAUGUGUUUACCUUUUGUUUGAAUCCUCCGGCGAGCAACACGUUGGGGCAGAGCAAACACCGAGGAGCACCUACCCAGCGUGCACUCCCAACACUGCAGCUGCCUCUAGUUAGUCGUGUACACACAUUCAAAACUUUUUUUUUCCCCUCUGCUGUCUCGUUCCUCUUUAUAAUAUUAAUCUGGGGGAAACGUAGUCGGGAAAAGAUUGUUUUGAAUUCGUUGGUUGUUUGCUCCACCCUCCCCUUUUUCCACGGCGAAUCUAGUUGGAGUGCCUGGAGACACAUUUCUGGAACAGGAUGAAAGCUAAGAAAGCGAUGGGGCCGGUCUGCGGCAGUGAAACGGACGAGGACGACAGCUUGGGAGUGCCACUCGACCUCUCUCAUUCGGGCAAGCGUCGCAGGCGGGGAAACCUGCCGAAAGAAUCUGUGCGGAUCCUUCGGGACUGGCUGUACGAGCAUCGCUAUAAGGCAUACCCAUCGGAACAGGAGAAAACCCAACUGUCCAGACAGGCACAGUUAUCUGUACUGCAGGUCUGUAAUUGGUUCAUUAACGCACGCCGCAGACUCCUACCAGAUAUGUUGAGAAAGGAUGGCAUGGACCCCAACAAUUUCACUAUCUCUCGCCGAGGGACCAAGAGUGCAGAGCACACCUCGAUGACGUUUAAUAGUUAUGUUGCAGACCUUGACGAAGGAUCUUUCAGAUCCGCAAGUUCCAGCCCAGAAAAUGGGGAGACUUCUCCAUGUAGCAUCUCUUCUGCAGGAGGGUUACUGCCAAGACCUUCGGUGAUAUGUCACACUACUGUCUCCACAUCAAAUGACGUGCCUUUACACUACUGCCCACCCACCAGCAUAGAGGGAAUGGAUCCUUUGUCAAGUGCUAGUUUAGUGAAUACCAAUCCUGGAUGCUCCAAAGAUGCUGUUCAGCUGGGAUCAAACCCAACCCCCCAGAGUGGACUGUUUAACACCCCUCCACCCACUCCUCCAGACCUCAACCAAGAUUUCAGUGGAUUUCAGUUGCUGGUGGAUGUCGCGCUCAAGCGAGCUGCAGAAAUGGAAUCCCAGUCGAAGCUUAUGGCAUAAAUUCUACUCUCAUUGGCUGCCAAACUGACUUGAGGGAGAAAGAAAAAACACUAACUCAAUCUUUGUUUCAUGUGAAAAACUGUUGCUUUAUGCAGCAUGAUGCCUUCUUAUUUGCACAAGGGAAUCCAAAAGCAUGGCUUCCUAUCAUGGAACUGUCUUAACAAACUGCUCGUGAGGAGACCAAUGAACUCAUGACUACUAUAGAUAGAAGUUCUUUAUGUUUUGUAGUUGCUGAUAAUGUGAGAAUUUUCCCAUGAUUAUGUGAUUCUUUACUUUCUGUGCAAUAUUUAGAUAAACAGAGCCGCCUUAUCAGUCUUUAUCAUUCCCGCAUGGAAAAUUUGUGGCCCAUGCAUUGUUUGGAACAACAAUUUUUAUAUAUAAUGUAUUAUCACUGGGGCUUGUAUCUAAACUUGAGUUUUGAUUUAUUCCUUCAGUCUUUAUUUCAGUGCGAGGCAACCAACCAUGGACCUGGGGGACAGAGCUUUAAUGUACUUCGCCUGCAGUGACUGUUUUAUCAUGCAGACCUUUUCCUCCGCUUUACAUUUCUAGCUGCUAUAGCAGGAACUGUGCAUAGACAGUACCACGCCUACAAGAUUGCUUUAUUUGUGGCUGCCAUCAUUGGUUUGCUGCUAUUCUUACGGUAGCCAGUGUUACCUGACCUUUUUUAAAGUUAGUUAGCUGCUGCAUUUGGAUCAAUAGUGAUCUCCAAAGUAGAGAAUAAGAUUUUAAACCACCCACUCACUGCAGGUUUCUUUUUAGUUACUUAGUUGAUCACCUGAGUGAUUUCAGAUUUGGUGGCUGGUGUGCCCAACAUCUUGAGUGUAGCGCACAGACCUUGAAUGUACGUCUUUUAUUUUGCUUAUGAUUUUGUUUUCUCUUGUGCAUAUUUCAUGGAGGCACUGGAUCACAUGUUUGUUCUGCCCAGGUCAUCCUCUUCCAUUGCUGGUGAAGACUCCAUGGCUUCCUGGAACAUUGCCUUUUGUAGCUGGUGUUGUGAGGUCUGGGCACAAUACUGGCAGAACUUAUUGUCGGUUUGUCUCCUAGCACUGUUAGUGUCGUGAGAUAUUUGUGCUUAAAAAGAAAUCUGUGAUGGCUGUGCCGUCAUUCUCUGUGUUUUCUAGGCUGUAAUUCAAAAAUGAAGUUGGGACCGACUUAAGUGAAGGACUUUGUUUCUUUAACUGUUGUUACAUAAAUAGUUAGGGGCUGAGAUUCCAUGGGGCUUCUCCUGACCUCCUGCUAUAACAUGUUUACUGACUCUUGACAGUCUGCUGCCUGACUAAUGGCAUGCAUGUGGGAGGAUCACUACAGAAUUUCAGGGCAUGAGUUCAAAUGCAUAACUAAACUUACUACAAGGUAUAGAGGUUAGUGGGCAUACUGUGUUGCCAUGUCAAUGUCAGUUUUGGUUUCUCUCACCCUGAUAAUGCACCUUAUCUCAAAGACCAGGCCCUGUUGCAUUCUUCAGUUUCUUAAUAGUGCCAGAGGACAGGAACUCGAACAUGAGAUCCUGCUGGCAAUGUUCACUUUUUUUUAAAAAAUGCUAUAUUUGGCUGCUGACCCUUUGAUCAUUGAAGUGCUGUUUUUCCUGGGAUGAUUGCCAGAAGUUGUAGAAAUUACUCUACAAUCUAUUAACUUAAGGGGUGGACAGGGAGGUGAAAGAAUGUAAGUUUUUUUUAAAAAAAUUUCAUGUCAUUAAGUUAUUGUGCAACUUGAGAUUUGGAAAUUGUAGUACCAUUCCUUUAGCAGCUAGUGAGUUUUGAGAUCUUUUUAGCUGGGGAGAAAAUAUUAUUUAAACCGUACAUGGCUGUACAAAUGUCAUUCUCACCUCCCUCCCACCCCCUAUUUUUAACCUUCUUUGCAAUAAAUAGCUUUUCCUGUUAACCUGACUGCCCUGCGAGCAGAUACAUGCCUAAACCAUGAUGUAAAAAUGCUAUGCCAUACUUGCAUGUAACAUCACGCUGAUGGCUGAACCAGUUUAAACCUUUCCCAAGCAAGAUUAUCUGUUGGCAAAAGGAUUAUGACAUGACUGUUGCAGAGUUAGGAGACUUCUUAAACAUAAAACUCGUUCUACUGUAGUAACGUCUGCUGUGCUAUUUUCGGCAUUGUCACAAAGCAGAUUAUGGGAACAAGACCCCAAAAGCCCUUGUGGGUUCUUGUAACAUUUUGAGCCCAGUGGUAUCUCCCAGCAACAAUUACUGUCUUCACCCAUCUGUAUUAGGACUAUCACUAAGUUGUAGUUGGAUAUUCGGGACUCACCCCAUAAAUGCUGAAAUUAUAUCCUACCUCUUGAACAAGGGUCCCGCAGUUUUCUCCAAGUCCUCAUCUCUGCAAGUAUGAGAGGCUGGAUCUUGUCCUAUGAUAAAAACCAAAGAUCCAGCAAAAACUAAAUCUAAGUCUGAUUUUCCAAAGGAAGUCAGGUCUCCAUUACCUGUACCUCUUGUAAAGAAUUAUGAUCAACAGUUUUGGAUGAGUUCCUGUUCUGUGGCUGUUUUUGUAUAAUUUAUUAUAUGAUGAAUGCUGAUGACCUGACAGGCACUGACUUGCUGUUGCUGAGUGAAACUUGAAUGGCAGCUGAUUUAACACCGUGAAAGUGACAUGUCACUAAAGCAUUCCAAACUUUCAUCUAUCAUUGUUGAAUAUAACUCGGUCUGCAUUCCUUUUUGCAGUUGGUCAAUAGUACGGCAUUGAAAAGCGUUUUUUUUUUCCCUGACUCAUUAAUCAUAAUUAUUUAACUUUUAAAAAAAAACAAAUAGCAGAGUUUCCUACUUUUUAAACUAGACUUUUUUAAACCUUCAAAUCUGGAAGGUAUUUGUACAGUUUGCAUCAUUGUGGUCAUCUUGCAUUGUAAAGCUGAGUGAAGUCAGACUGUACUGAAUGAACCUGGUCCUUUUUUUUUGCAUUGAUGUUUGCCUUAUUGAUUUAGUCAGGUUGCAAUGACCUGUAAAGAUUGCCUAAAGCUGCAGUAUUCCUCUUUGCCUUGCCAUUGGAUUCUGCAGGCAGGGUUCUUCUCACUUCUUAAUUGUAAGGUGGAGGCAACAGAAUGCAGUUUCACAAUGUAUCCUUUUUUUUGAUUUAAAGAAAAAAUAAAUUACUUUAUUUCCUUCAUAA